AUGAAACCUAAGAAAAUUACGGAAUUAAAGAAAAUAAAAAAAAAAAAAAAAAAAAAUAUAAUUGACGAAUAUUCAAAAGAAUUUUAUAAAAAUAGUGAAAAUAAUAUUAUAAAAAAAAAUAAUACUGAAAAGAUGGAUACAGAAAAUAAGAAAUUUUCAAGAAGUGCAGAAAUACAUGAAACAUAUGUGAAAAAUUCAACAAUUAAAAAAAAACAUUUAGAAAACAAUUUAAGAAAUCUAGAAAAAUUAAAAAUUCUAAAUGAAAAUCAAAAUGAAGAAAAUGAUAAUAUUAGUAUAGAUAUUAACAAAAUAAAAGAAAUUAAAAAUUUUUUUAGCAAAAAGAAUGAUAUAAAUAAAAAUAAAAAAAGAAAAAAUUCACAGGAAAUCAUUUCACUCAAAUUCAAUGAAUUCAAAGUGGAUAAGAAAAAUUUAUAUGAAUAUAAAAAAAAUAAUAAUGAAAAUGAUAUAAAAACUAGAAAUUCAUCAAAAAAUAUUCUGAAAAAACAAGUAAUAGAAAAUGUUGAAAAGGAAAAUAAAAUGUUGCAUAAAUUUUUGAUAGAAAAAAAUAUUAUAGAGGAGAAAUUUUCAAAUAGUUUGGUAAAAAUUAAUAAUGAAAAAUUAACUAAUGAUGAAAAAAAAAUAAAAAAUGAUAUGUUCAUUAAAAUGAAUGAAAAUGAAAAAUCAAAAAAAACAAAAGAUAAUAUUAUUAAAAAAAAGAGAAAUAAAAAAUUAAAAUUAACAGAAAUAAAAAAGUAUAUCGAUGAAAAAAAAAAAGAAAAAAAUAUAAAUGAAGAUGAAAUAUAUAAAAACAUUGAUAAAAUAAGUGAAAAUGUGAAAAGUAAAAUGGAAAUAAAUAAAUUAAAUAAAAUAAAAUUUAAUUAUGAUAUUGAAAAAAAAAAAAGAAAUGACAAAAGUAGAAAAAAACUAACUGAUAAAUAUGCUGAUUUAAGAAAUGAAAACAAGAACUUGUAUGAAAAAGAUAUAGAAGAAAAAAAAAAAAAAAAGGAGAAUUUACUAGAUAAAAAAAAUGAUGAAACUAAUAAUAUAAAAAUUAAUAAAAUUUUCAAAUCUUUAAGAAAACAAAUUAAAAGUAAAAAUAAAAAAUUCAACUUGGGUGAAAAUACAAAAAUGAAAAAUACAAAAAAAAAUAAUAAUAAUGAUAAUAAUAGUAAUAAUAACAGUGGAGAAAUAAACUUAAAUAUAAUUAAACCAAUUUUAGAUAGUAAUGAAAAUGAAUUGCAUUUGAUAAAUAAAAAUGAUAUUGAGAUAAAAAAUAAUUUAAAUGCAAAAAAGAAUGAAUUAUUAAAUUUGAAAGACUUUUUAAGAGAGAAAAAUAAAAUUGAUGAAAGAGAAGAUAAAAAAGAGAAAAUUAUCGAAAGGCGAAAACAAUAUCAAUUAAAAAUAGAUGAUGAAGAAGAAAAUAAUGAAACAGAAAAUAAUGAAUUAGAUAUGUUAUAUAAAAAAAUUAAUAAAAAGAAAAUAAAAAAAGAAAACGAGGAAUCCUUUAAAUAUGAAAAAGAUAAUAAAAUCGUUAAAUUAAUUUCUAUUUCUAAAGAUAUUUCAAAAAAUAAUAUAAUUUUGAACAAUGAUUUACAGAAAUAUAAAAAUUUUGAUAAAAAAAUAAAAAGCAAAGCAGAAAAGUUAAAAAAAUCUAAUAAAAAUAAGAAUAAACAAAAAGUAAUUAAUUUAAAUUUAGGAAAUUUGUAUAUAAAUGAUAUUGAGCAAACAGACAAUAUUGAGAAGAAAAAUGAGAAAAAAAAAAUUAUAAAAGAAAGUAAGGAAAAUGAAAAAGAAGAAGAAAUAAAUGCGAAAUUAAAAAAGAAGAAAGAAAUUAUUAAAAAAAAAAAUACACAUAAAGAAACCAAUGAAAAAAUUAAGAAAAAGGGUAGUAAAGAAGAGGAAAAUGAAAAAAAAAGUAUUAUUAAUCAAGUUAAAAAUAAUUUUAAAGAAAUAAAUACAAGAAAUAAGAAAAAGCAAAGAUUACAAGAAAAUUAUGUUCAAAAUGUAAAUAAAAGAGCAAAAAAAAAUAGUAACAUUUUAAAUAAAAAUAAUUCUUUAAUUGAAAAUAUACAAAAUUUAAUUUCUAAAAGUGAAAAUAAUAUAUUAACAUUUGUUUCGUUAGAAAAUGAAACAAAAAAAUAUAACGGGAAUAUUAAAAACAUUAGUAAAAUAAAAGAAAUAAUUAAUGCUAAAUCGUCAAAGAAAGAAGUAAAAAAGAUAAAUUUAAGAAGUAAAAAUAUUAAUAAAAAAGAAAAAGAAAAAGAAAAAGAGAAAGAAAUAGAAAAGAGAAAUAGAAAACCAACAGAAAAAGAGAAGGAAAAAAAAAAAGAACAAUAUGUAAAAAUAGAUUCACAAAAAAAAAGAAAACUAAAUGAAAAAAGAAAUUCCUUUUCAGAAAAAUCAAAAAAAAAUACAAAUGUGACUCAAAAAGAAAUUAAUGAGGGACAAGAUGAAGGAAAAACUAUACAUAAGCAAUUGAAAACAAAAAGGGAGAUAGAACGAGAGAAAAGAAAAGAAGCAGAUAAAUUAAAGGAUCAAGAAAAAGACAAAGAAAGAGUAACAGAAAAAAAAAAGAAAAAAAAUGAAAAGGAAAAUCAAGUGGAAUUUGAACAAGAAGUUAAAAGAGAGAAGGAGAUAGAACAAAAAGAAAAAGAAGAUGAAAAAAAGAAGGAAGAAAAAGAAAAGUUAAAAGAGGGAGAAAAGGAAGAACAAGAGAGAGAAGAAGAAAAAGAAUUUGAAGAAAUACAACAAGAAAAAAAAAAAAUAAAGCAAGAAAAACAGGAUGAAGAAAAAAAUAUUAAAAAAAAUCAAACAGAAAAAAAAAAGAAACAAAAAAAAAACAAAAAAGUAAUAAGAAGAAGAGAAAUAAAAAAAGAAAUGGAAAAAAAGGGAGAUGAUGAAAAAGAAGAGGAAGAAGAAAAUGAAGAAGUAAAAGGAAAAGAUAAAGAAAAUGAAAAAGUAAAAGGAAAAGAUAAAGAAAAUGAAAAAGUAAAAGGAAAAAAUAAAGAAAAUGAAAUAGUAAAAGGAAAAGAUGAAGAAAAGGAUGAAAAAGAAGAUGAAGUGAAAGAAAAAGAUGAAGAAGAAGAAGAAGAUCAAGUAAAAGGAAAAGAUGAAGAAGAAGAGGAUGAAAAAGAAGAAGAAAUAAAAGAAAAAGAAAAAAAAAAAGGUGAUGAUGAAGAUGAGAGUGAAAAGGAUGAAGAGGAAGAAGAAACAGAUGAAGUAAAAGGAACAAACGAAGAAGAAAUACAAGAAAAAGAUGAAGUAGAAAAGGAAAUACAGGAAAAAGAUGAAGAAGAAUAUGAAGAAAAGAAUGAAAAAGAUGAGGUAGAAAAGGAAAUACAAGAAAAAGAUGAAGAAGAUGAAGUAGAAAAGGAAAUCAAAGAAAAAGAUGAAGAAGAUGAAGUAGAAAAGGAAAUAGAAGAAAAAGAUAAAGAAGAAUAUGAAGAAAAGAAUGAAAAAGAUGAGGUAGAAAAGGAAAUAGAAGAAAAAGAUGAAGAAGAAUAUGAAGAAAAGAAUGAAGAUGAAGUAGAAAAGGAAAUAGAAGAAAAAGAUAAAGAAGAAUAUGAAGAAAAGAAUGAAAAAGAUGAGGUAGAAAAGGAAAUAGAAGAAAAAGAUGAAGAAGAAUAUGAAGAAAAGAAUGAAAAAGAUGAGGUAGAAAAGGAAAUAGAAGAAAAAGAUGAAGAAGAAUAUGAAGAAAAAAAUGAAAAAGAUGAAAUAGAAAAGGAAAUACAAGAAAGAGAUGAAGAAGAAUAUGAAGAAAAGAAUGAAACAGAUGAAGUAAAAGGAACAGAUGAAAAAGAAGAAGAAUUAAAAGAAAAAGAUGAAAAUGAAGAAGAGGAUGCCAAUGUAGAAAGAAUAAAAGAAAAAGAAAAAGAUGAAGAGGGAGAAGAAGAGGAUGAAAAAGAAGAAGAUGAAGAGGAGGAAGAAGAGGAUGAAAAAGAAGAAGAAAUAAAAGAAAAAGAUGAAGAGGAAGAAGAAGAAGAAGAGGAUGAAAAAGAAAAAAAUGAAGAGGAAGAAGAAGAGGAUGAAAAAGAAGAAGAAAUAAAAGAAAAAGAUGAAGAGGAAGAAGAAGAAGAAGAAGAGGAUGGAAAAGAAAAAGAUGAAGAGGAAGAAGAAGAUGAAGUAAAAGGAAAAGAUGAAGAAGAGGAAGAAGAAGAAGAAGAAGAAGAGGAUGAAAAAGAGGAAGAAAUAAAAGAAAAAGAUAUGGAUGAAAAAAAGGAAAGAGUAGAUGAAGAAAUAAAAGAGAAAGAUCAAGAGGAUGAAAAAGAAGAAAUAAAUGAAAAAAAAAAAGAUGAAGAAGAUGAGGAAGAGGAAGAAAAUAUAGAAGAAGAAACAGAAACUGAAACAGAAACGGAAACUGAAACGGAAACUGAAACAGAAACAGAAACCGAAACAGAAGAUGAUGAAGAAACAGAAAAAAAUGAAAUUGAGCAUAAAAAAAGAAAAGAAAAAAGAGAAAAUGAAACAACAAAAAAUGAUGAAAUAGAACAAGAGAAGCAGGAGAAAGAACAACAAAAAAAUAGAAAAACAAAGGAUGAAGAAAAAAAAGAAACAGAAAAAGAAAGUAUAAAAAAAGAAAGAACGGAAGAACGAGAAAAUGAUUUAACUGAUGGAGUGAAAGAAAUGAAAGGUAAAGAGCAGGGAAGACUUGAUGAAGAAAUGGAUAAAGGAAAAAUAGAAGAAGAAAAAUAUGAAAAGAAUGAUAAUGGGAAAGAAAUACAAGAAAAAGAAUCUGAAAAAAAAGAGGAAAUGGAAAGUCAAGAAAAUGAAGGAAACAAAAUAGAAUAUAAAGAGAAGGAAAAAGAAGAAAUAUUUAUAUGUGAAGAAAAAAAACAUAUAGAAGAACAGAAAGAGAGAGAAGAAAAUACUAGACAACAAGAUGUAGAAGAAAAAGAAAUUGACGACGUUGAACAAAAUUAUAAAAAAGAAAUAGAAGGAGAAAUAGAAAAUAUGAAAAAUAAUGAAAAAAAUGAACAGAAAGAAAUAAAUGAAGAAAAAGGAGAGAAUGAAAAAAUAGAAAUAAAGAAAGAUGAUAAAAUGAACGAAAAAAUCAUUGAAUUUGCUAAUACAUAUGAUGAGAAAAAAGAAAAAAAUAUGAUAAAAGAAGAAGAAAUAAAAAAGGAAAGUAAUGAUUUCCAAAUAGAAAAUAACAAAUUAGAGAGAAAUGAAAAUGAAAGUUUUACAGGUAAAAAUAGCCCAGUUGAACUAUGCAAUUUUGCAGACCCUUCAAAUGAGACAAAAAAUAAUUCUGAAAACAAUCCAUUAAAAAUAGAAAAUGAUAUUAGUACAAUUAAAUAUGAUUGUUCUAAUAGUAAAGUUCAAGUUAAUUCUAAAAUAAAUGAAGAUGGUGAUUCAACAAGUUCUGAAUCAACAAAUUUUAAUUUAUCUGUUAAAAAUAGUGAUUAUAAUAACGAUGCUCAUAAUAAUGGUAGUUUUCAAAAUUUUGACAAAAAUAUGGACUUAAUAGAAGAAAAAGAGAAUCUUUAUAAAAAUAUAGAAAAUAAUAAACCUAAUAAAAAUAGUGAAGAAUAA
Messenger RNA from Plasmodium gallinaceum, 5532 nucleotides. RefSeq lists its product as hypothetical. The record is from RefSeq and is a predicted model, not a curated record. NCBI's taxonomy places the organism in Eukaryota, Apicomplexa, Aconoidasida, Haemosporida, Plasmodiidae.